GUAUAACUGCUGACAAUCACCGCUAGCCAGCUGCCGUGUGGAGUGUCUUUUGAAGCAACUAAAUAAACAAAAAACCGUGUUUACAAGAGACCACUCUACUGACAUUAGGACAAAGUAUAUUUGUGACAUCUUGACCGUCAUCAACGCCAUGUCCUGUGCUACUGAUAACAACUCCAAGCCAAAGUCCAUGAGCAGAGCCAGAGAAUGGACUGCAGAGGUGGAAAACCUGUUCAGAUUCCAACAGGCAGGCUACAGAGAUGAACUGGAGUACAUACAAGUCAAACAAGGGGCUUUGAUCGACAAAUGGCCAGACACUGGCUACGUGAAGAAGCUCCAACGUCGAGACAACACAUUUUAUUACUACAGCAAGAGAAGAGAGUGUCUGGACCGUGACCUCCAUAAAGUCAAAGUCUAUGGAUAUUAAAGUGUUCUGGACUCUCUCAUCCACUGAGGAUGGAGCUGCAUCAUCCCAUUUAUUACUGUGGGCACAGAUUAUUCUCCCUUUGACCUUUUUGUUUUUAAUAAAUGAAUUUUUAAAUUGCUUAUGAGAAUUACUUUGUAGAGUGUGCUUUUUUUCUGGUUUUAAAUUCCCUUGAAUUGUUCUAUUUCCUUUAAGAUUACUCUGUAUUGGUUAUUAUACACUUAACAGUUUUAAUUGUUU
This is a messenger RNA of Seriola dumerili (greater amberjack), 661 nucleotides long. It is a transcript of the gene meig1, whose product is annotated as meiosis/spermiogenesis associated 1. Bases 149 to 424 code for a protein of 91 amino acids. The transcript is spliced from 3 exons. Gene Ontology annotation, cellular component: nucleus. The record is from RefSeq and is a predicted model, not a curated record. Lineage: Eukaryota; Metazoa; Chordata; Actinopteri; Carangiformes; Carangidae.